Doryrhamphus excisus (bluestripe pipefish) is the source of this 1209-nucleotide messenger RNA. RefSeq names its product fat storage inducing transmembrane protein 2 (gene fitm2). Gene Ontology annotation, cellular component: endoplasmic reticulum membrane. Gene Ontology annotation, molecular function: coenzyme A diphosphatase activity. Gene Ontology annotation, biological process: phospholipid biosynthetic process; lipid storage; lipid droplet organization. The record is from RefSeq and is a predicted model, not a curated record. Lineage: Eukaryota; Metazoa; Chordata; Actinopteri; Syngnathiformes; Syngnathidae.
AACCUCAACGCAGAAGAAGUGGAGUCCAGACUUGAGAAAGGUGUCAACAUGGCGGCGGUGGACGUCGUUGUGGGCAACUUGGUGACUCUUUGGAGGAUACCAGCCGUCCGACAGAAAUUCCCUUGGAUGUUUUUGCUUAUUUCAGUCGUGGGUUCGAUUCUCAAAGAGCUCCAAGUCAUCCCGCAGACGUAUUUCAGCAGCAGCAGAAAUGUCCUGAAUGUGUAUUUCGUCAAAGUGUCGUGGGGUUGGACUCUACUGCUUCUGACUCCCUUCCUCCUCCUCUCCAACACCGCCUUCAGCAGGAAUGCGGUCUUCCUCGCUCGAAGGCUCCUGUCUCUGGCGGUGGCGACGACAGUGUGGUACGUUUGCACCGAGACCUUCUUUUACAUCGAGGACGUGACCGGCUCGUGUUUUAAAACGGACUCCAUGGACAUUGUCAGCCAAGAGUUCACCACCAAAGCCACGUGCAGGCGUGCUGGCUUCCACUGGCAUGGCUACGACAUCUCCGGCCACUCCUUCAUCCUGACUUAUUCUGCUCUCUUUAUCGUGGAGGAAACCGCACCGAUGGCCUCCCUGAGGACGGGGAGUCUCUCAACGCUUCCAAGGAUAGUUCUGAACCUUCUGUAUGUGUCACUAAACCUUAUAGUAAUUAUAUGGCUGUGGAUGUUUAUCUGCACGUCUGUUUACUUCCAUGACUUGUCUCACAAGGUGCUGGGUACCGUUUGUGGGUUGUUGGCAUGGUAUCUGACAUAUCGGCUUUGGUAUCUCCAUCCUUUGUCUCCAGGACUCCCUCCUCAGCGUUAUAUGAAAGAACAGACCCAACGUACCUAGGCUGCAUUCCUGCUAUGCUUCAUGUCGCCUACAUUUACAGCGGGCACACUCUUUUAAGGUAUUAUCCUCGAGUAGGGAGGAUCACUCAACACACGACUUUUUCAGCUGCUGUUCCCAAAACGACUGAUGUGGUUUGAGAGCAGAGGUUUACAAGUCCACUUGGACAUCACUGACAAAAGUGUUGUUUCCAGACCAAUGUACACUAGCUCCUUUUUUUUAAUAUAAAUGACAUCCUUUUUAAAAGGAUUUUCAUCAGCAUCAAUAUGACACUAUUUAUUUGUGUCCGUUUGACACAUUCAAAGCUUGAACAGACUGACAUGGUUGCUUGUUUGCUGCCUUGCAUGUGAGGAUAACAUGUAAUAAAAUGUUUUUAUGCCA